Molecule: messenger RNA, 3206 nt
Organism: Oryza sativa Japonica Group (Japanese rice)
Lineage: Eukaryota; Viridiplantae; Streptophyta; Magnoliopsida; Poales; Poaceae
Product: protein LONGIFOLIA 1
Biological process (GO): regulation of monopolar cell growth
Source: RefSeq, a predicted model, not a curated record
CCCCCUCUCCCUCUCCUCACGACACCCUGCAUGGCAUUCGCACGCCAUUGACACAUAUCUCAUCAUACCAUCACCAUACCACAUCUCAUCUCACGCGUCCCAAAGAAAGUGAUAGUGUACGUACCUCUGCUUGCUCCUUGGCUUUCUGAGCUGAGCUGCUCUGCAGUUGGAUGUGCGUGAGCUGGUGAUCUGGGAGGAGUCGGAGUCGGAGGAGGAGAUGCCUCCGGCGAGGGUGCUCGGCGGCGGUGGUGGAGGAGGGGGGUUGGGGGACGAGGCGCCGGAGCUGGAGAGGCAGAUGGGGUGCAUGGCCGGCAUCUUCCAGAUCUUCGACCGCCGCCAGCGCCUGCUCACCGCGCGCCGCCGCCGCCCGCCGCCCAAGAUGCUGCCCCCGGGCCCAGGCCAUACUCUUCCAAGAAGCAGCAGCAAUGUUGCAGCGCAGAGCUCAAGUACCUCCAAGAUCGUUCUGGAGAAAACAUUCAGCAAGAGCAUGACCGAGAACAGUAGCCUUUCAAUAGAGUCAUCAAGGGCUUCCUGUUCUUCCUCCUCAUGCUCAUCCUUUUCAUCACUUGAUGGCAACAAAUCGAUCCAACAAGAGCUGCCAUACAUCAACGAGCAGCUCUUUGUACAGAGGCCACUGAAGAGCUCACCAAGUCUGAAGGACCCAGUCAUGGACACCAGGUCUGGACAGUCAAACAUUGGCUUCAGAGACAUUGUGAAGGACUCCAUUAACCGGGACACCGGAGGCCUUACUGUCAAGACCUCGGUGAAGGAUGCAAGGAGGAAUGGGCAGUACAAAGACUCACCAAGGCCCUUGCUGCUCUCCAAAUCAAUGGAUGGGACCUACGUCAUCGGGAUCGAUAGGAGCACCAAGGUCCCUGCUAAUGCUGUUGAAUCCAGCAGGCGAUUCCCAGAGCAGUCGCGCUUCUCAUGCGAUGAUCGGCGGCUCCUGAGGCCAGUUGAAGCUCAAGAGAACAAGAAGCCUUCCACAAGGCUCAAAGAGCUUCCCAGACUGUCCUUGGACAGUAGGAAAGAAACCCUGAGCUCGAGUUCUCGCCAGAAGACCUUCAGUUACAGGAGAACCGACGACAGUCUCAUGGACGCUCUUAGGCCUCAAGAUUCCCCAGGCCAUAGGCGUGCCAGCAGUGUCAUUGCCAAGCUGAUGGGGUUGGAAGAAGCACCCAAUGCUACAGGGGUGCUAACUGUUGAUAGCUACGAGCCUGAAAGAUCACCAAGACCAGCAGAAGACACACAGAAGGAGCAUCCAGUACCUUCCCCUAGAAGAUUUUGUCAGGAUCCACGCGAGUCGCUGCCAAAAGAUGAGUCUCCGGCAAUGAAAACCAAGCCUUCUCCAAGAAUUCUUACUGAAUCUGCUCCUUGGAGGCAGCAGGAGAAGAUUGCCACCAGUAGCAAGGCUUCACAAUGCCGAGAUGCUGAAGUUCGACCAAGGACUGCAUCUCUCUAUGCCUACAUUGAGAGAAGGGGCGGGGGGCUUGAGUUCUUGGAGUGCAACAAGGACUUCAGGGCUCUCAGGAUACUGGAAGCGCUGCACGCAAAGGAUGCCAAGCGCCAGAACGAUGGCAAUGGCGCAUUAACAGUGGCUGCUCAGCAGGCAGGGGAUGCACUGAACACCAGUUCCAGACACUUCCAGCCUCCCAUUGUAGUCAUGAAGCCAGCAAGAAGCACUGAGAAGCAGCCAGGGGUUUCACUUGCUUCAGUUGAUCCCCUUGCAGGGUUCAGAAACCUCAGGAAGCUGCAGGCCAGAGAUGCGCCUUGCAUUGGCGAGCAUGAGACCAGCACAAAUGAGAAGGUCCAUUCUCGCAUUUCAAGGGCACAAUCCAAGUCCGAUGAACCUGCUAGCCGUGCAAGCUCUCCAAGGCCUACAGGAUCAUCAAGCCCCAGGACAGUGCAGCGGAAGGCAGAGUCAGAAAGGAGGUCUCGUCCACCUGUCUCACCGAAGUCCCCAAGCAAGAAGUCCAGUGAAGCAGCCUCUCCUGGAGGAAGAACAAGAACAAAGCCUUCUCAAGGGAAGAACCACCGUGACAAUGAGGUCUCGAAGAGUCCAAGAAGCAGAAUCAGCAUGGUGAAGGAGAUCGACAUAAGCAUCAUGGAUUUUCAAAAGCCCCUAGCAUCGACACCAAGUCACAAGGGAACUCCUUCAGUUCUUGCUUCAGAUCAGAAGAUUAAUUCACUGGAGAAUGCCCCAAGUCCCAUCUCUGUCCUCGACACGUCAUAUUACCAUACAAGACUGUCAUAUUCAUUCAAAGAUGGGGAGACACAUUCUUCAGAGGAGUGCUGGAACCCGAACAGCCUGCCUGACACGCCACAGUCCAAGACGAGCAGUGAAGUCAGCCAGAUCAAACCAGAAAAUUUUGAGGCCCUCAUCCAGAAGCUUGAGCAAUUGCAGUCAAUGAAUGAUGAAGUUGCAAACAAGAAAGAUCAUCAGUACAUUUACGAGAUACUCUUAGCAUCUGGCCUCCUGCACAAAGAACUUAGCUUCGUAGCCAUGCCUGGUCAAGCAUGGCCAUCAAGCUGCCUGAUCAAUCCAGAGCUCUUCCUCAUUCUUGAACAAACAAAGCCAGAUUUUGCUUCAGCAGACCAAACUGUUACCAAGAGCUCCAAAGCUAACACAGAAAAGCUUCAUCGAAGAAUUGUAUUCGAUCUGGUAAACGAAAUUACAGCUCAGAAGAUGAACAUUCAUUGCUCGGCAAGUCAGUCAGCCAAGUCGCUUCAAUUAAGGAAGUACAACGGAUGGCGACUUUUUAAGGACCUGUGCACAGAGGUUGACAGGCUUCAAUCUGAGAGUUCAGCGAUAAAAUGCUCUGAAGAGGAUGGGGAUGAAAGAAUGCUAUUGGUUGAGGAUCCACUGAAUGGAAUAGAAGAUUGGAGCUUCGAUAGUGAAUCGCCAAGCACGGUUUUGGAGAUCGAAAGAUUAAUCUACAAGGACCUCAUUGACGAGGUCAUAUGGGAUGAGGCCACAGGGAAGAUGCAAGGUGGACAGUGGAACCUAAAGAGGCAGCUGUCAUUUAGUAGUACAAGCUGAAUAUGCUUGGCAAUACAUGUUUCCCCUAGGAAGCUUAGCAACUACACUACACUAGUGAAUGUAACAUCUUGUAUUUUGCUGAAGAUUAAACUAUAGAAGAAAUAUAAAUAUUCCUCAACACGGGGCCUCAGUGUCUCACUGCAACUGACCCUAGAUGAAGAAGCAA